This is a messenger RNA of Hibiscus syriacus, 734 nucleotides long. Its product is annotated as flowering time control protein FY-like. The transcript has 3 exons. Bases 68 to 691 code for a protein of 207 amino acids. The record is from RefSeq and is a predicted model, not a curated record. NCBI's taxonomy places the organism in Eukaryota, Viridiplantae, Streptophyta, Magnoliopsida, Malvales, Malvaceae.
UUGGAGUUGCGAUGUGUCUCUUGAUGGGUCUUCUCAAGGAGACCAAAAGCAGCCUCUUCCAGGUUCCAUGCCUUUUGGAGCUCCUCCUCUUCCUCCUGGACCACAUCCAUCUCUUCUUGCAGCCAAUCAGCAGCAUGGAUAUCAACAAACUCCUCAACAGAUUAAACAACAGCCACUACAACAGCAAAUGCCUCCUAGGCCUAUUGUACCUCCGAAUAUGCCACAACUACAGCCUGGAUCUCAUAUGCCCAUGCUUCCACAUCCUCAUUUACAAUGCCCUCCACCACAAAUGGCUCCCCAUGGUGUCCCUUCACCCGGACCAUCAUCAAUGCCAACAUCACAUCAAAUGCCAAUGCCUGGUCCAAUGGGUAUGCAAUGUACAAUGAAUCAGAUGCCUCCUCCGAUGCCACAAGGCCAUUUUAGAGGAAUGAAUCCAAUGCACUCAGGAUCCUUACCAAACAGCGGUGCCCCUUCAGUUGGAGGUUUUCCAAAAGGUAUGCAAAAUAUGCAGGGCCAAGCAAAUGUGGGCGGGGCCCAAAUGUAUCCCCAGGGUGGAGCAUUCAAUCGUGCACAGGGUGGGCAGAUGCCAAUGAUGCCAGGGUUCAAUCCUUACCAGUCUGGUGGUCAGUCCGGCAUGCUGCCUCCACCGCAGUCAUCAGGUCAUCAACCGCACGGCCAACUGCCUCGAUAAACCGAUGAUUUUUAAAAAUUUUAAAGUAAUGCUGUCAUCUAAC